This is a messenger RNA of Phaedon cochleariae (mustard beetle), 1179 nucleotides long. The record is from the annotation of a GenBank genome assembly. NCBI's taxonomy places the organism in Eukaryota, Metazoa, Arthropoda, Insecta, Coleoptera, Chrysomelidae.
GUAAAAUUUUCAUUUAUAGGUGCUAUAUAAAUGAUAAUAUAAUAAUAAAUAUCAAUUUUCCAAUUUCUAAUGAGUUUUGAGUUGUAGAUAUUCUAGUAUUGAAAAAAAAGAAAUGACGGAUUACGAAACGCUUGAACCUUCCUUGAAAAAUGUAAUAGACCAAACAACAUUGAAAUGGAUUUUUGUAGGAGGUAAAGGAGGGGUUGGUAAGACAACCUGCAGUUGUAGUUUAGCAGUUCAAUUAUCCAAAGUUCGAAAGAGUGUAUUGAUCAUUUCCACUGAUCCAGCUCAUAACAUUUCUGAUGCCUUUGACCAAAAAUUCACUAAAGUUCCAACACUGGUUAAAGGUUUCAACAAUCUGUAUGCAAUGGAAAUAGAUCCCAAUGUGGGAUUCAAUGAAUUACCUGAUGAAUAUUUUGAUGGGGAGCCAGAUGCAAUGAGAAUGGGAAAAGGAAUAAUUCAAGAAAUCAUAGGAGCUUUCCCAGGCAUAGAUGAGGCUAUGAGCUAUGCUGAAGUUAUGAAAUUGAUAAAAAGCAUGAACUUUUCUGCUGUUGUUUUUGAUACUGCUCCAACUGGACAUACAUUGAGACUAUUGUCAUUUCCUCAAGUUGUUGAAAAAGGCUUAGGAAAAUUACUGCGAUUGAAACUAAAAGUAUCACCUCUCAUCUCACAACUGAGUGGACUUCUAGGGAACUCUGAUUUCAAUGCUGAUACUUUUUCCUCAAAAAUGGAGGAAAUGUUGGGUGUAAUCAGACAAGUGAAUGAACAAUUUAGGAAUCCUGAUCAAACCACAUUUGUGUGUGUUUGCAUAGCAGAAUUCUUAUCACUUUAUGAAACAGAAAGAUUGGUUCAGGAAUUGACAAAAUGUAAAAUAGACACUCAUAAUAUAAUAGUAAAUCAAUUGUUAUUUAGAAAUGAUACCCAAAGUCAAUGUAAGAUGUGUGAAGCAAGAUACAAAAUUCAAGAAAAAUAUCUGGAUCAAAUUAAUGAUUUGUAUGAAGAUUUUCAUGUUACCAAAUUGCCUCUUCUGGAAAGUGAAGUUAGAGGCAUAGAAAAUGUCAAGAAAUUUUCUGAGAAUUUGAUAACACCUUAUUCUCUUCAAUAAUAUUGUAUUAGGUUUCAUUAUCAUAAUGUGAAUAUUUUUUAUUGUUUAGGGAAUAAAGGCAGGUUUUGAACUCU